AUGGGACCAUCAAGCCGGAAUAAGUCGCUAAAGAGUAGAUUGUCGAAUACUUCGCUAUCUAAUCUCUUCCACUUGUCGAAGAAGAGAAAGCACAGUGAUGAUGAAGCUGAAAGUGAAGCUGAGGGCGAGGAAGAAAGUGAAUUUGAUUCACAGCAAAGCACUGAUCAGAACACUACAGGUGAGACUGAAGAUACUCAAGUGGCAAAGAGACAUCACUCACAAAAACAUGAAGAGGAUAAAAAAUUUGAAGAGGAAGAAUUACAAAGAGAUGCUGAAUUACCAGAAGACUUGCGGAAAUAUAGACCAAGAGGUUUUAAGUUGAAUAUACCACCAAAGGACAGACCUGUUAGAGUCUAUGCAGAUGGUGUCUUUGACCUGUUCCAUUUGGGACACAUGAAGCAAUUGGAACAGUGUAAGAAGUCUUUACCCAAUGUUGUACUUAUCUGUGGUGUUCCUAGUGACUCUGUAACUCAUAAGCUUAAGGGUCUUACUGUGCUUACAGAUGAACAAAGAUGCGAGACCUUGUACCAUUGUAAAUGGGUUGACGAAGUGAUCCCUAAUGCACCAUGGUGUGUUACACCUGAAUUCUUAGCACAACACAAGAUUGAUUACGUGGCUCACGAUGAUAUUCCUUAUGGUAGCGCUGAUAGUGAUGAUAUCUAUAGACCUAUCAAGGAGCUGGGUCAAUUUCUCACUACACAACGUACUGAUGGUAUUUCCACAAGUGAUAUUAUCACUAGAAUCAUUAAGGAUUAUGACAAGUACUUGGUGCGUAAUUUUGCAAGAGGUGCCACCAGACAAGAACUUAACGUAUCUUGGCUCAAGAAAAAUGAAUUGGAUUUCAAGAAGCACGUUAAUGAGUUCAGAGCAUAUUUCAAAAAGAAUCAAGAGAACUUGAACAACGUUUCCAAGGACUUGUAUUUCGAAGUAAGAGAAAUCUUAUUACGUAAAACUUUGGGCCGUAAACUUUACUCCAAAUUAGCUGGUGAUGGUGGAGGGGAGUUACAAGACACUUUAUCGAAGAGAGGAAAAUUAAUCAGAGAGAAAUCGCCAGUCAGUGAUUUUGCUAGCCAAUUCACGGGUGAAGAAAAGUCGGGCUCAAGUAAUAAAUUAGAGCAAGGAAAUGAUGCUCACUACGAAAAGCAUGAAAGAUCACCCCGUAGGAGAGGUAGUAGUAGUACUAGUAAGAGAAGUCAACAGAGAAAAAUGAAGCGCUAA
Messenger RNA from Zygosaccharomyces rouxii, 1218 nucleotides. RefSeq names its product choline-phosphate cytidylyltransferase (gene PCT1). Gene Ontology annotation, biological process: CDP-choline pathway. Gene Ontology annotation, molecular function: phosphatidylcholine binding; choline-phosphate cytidylyltransferase activity. The transcript has a single exon. Gene Ontology annotation, cellular component: nuclear envelope. The record is from RefSeq and is a predicted model, not a curated record. Lineage: Eukaryota; Fungi; Ascomycota; Saccharomycetes; Saccharomycetales; Saccharomycetaceae. The coding region runs from base 1 to 1218 and encodes 405 amino acids.